AGUAUAAAUAGCUGAGAGGAUCAUAAGGAGUCUUUUAUCAAGAAAUUUAUCAAGUCAUGUCAUGGAGGAGAGUGAGAAACUCCUAAGAAAAACUCAUUGUAUUUCCCUUUUUGAUCUAUAAAAAAUAUCUGGAAUUCCUUUAUUUGGAUCUUUUUACAAGUUUGAUACAGUAAAACGUAUCAAAUUGGUAUCAGAGCCAUCGAAUCUGGGAAUAACACACAAAAAAAAAAAAAAAAAAAUAAAAAAUAAAAAAUGCUACCUAAAUCAUCUGAUACUGUUCUUACCAUGAAGCAUAUGGAGGUGGAAAUAGACGGACGACUCACGGCGUUGGAACGCGAAUUACGAGAGCUUCCGUCCUUGGAGAAGAGCAUCAACGAAAUGAAGGAGCUCCUGGAUCAAUUCAUGAGGAAGAUGGGUCUUUGUACCCCAGAGGUUGCAAAAGCCAAAGGAGAAGAGAUCCACACUCCAGAAGUGAUUGCGAGCCUUGUAGUGACACCUUUGACAAGGUACGAUCCGUUUCCGGAGCCGACCCCACCAGGGACGAAGAACUUGAUCCCACUGUUUGGAUCGGAUCUGAAAACAGAGGUGGUGCUCAGAAAUGACGAACCGCUUAGAUCGAUGGAAGAUGGUUUCGAGACAGCUCACCCUGAUAAGAAAGAGGCAGCAGACGAAGCUUCUCUUGCAUCCAUGGAAGGUCUGUUCAUGGGAAACAAAUGGAACAUGAGGAAGAAGAAGACGAGAUGGAAGUUGCGUCUUUGGGCGAUUCAAAAGGGUUUCGCUAAGGGAUCCCGUUCUGACAGGAAGAAGCAUGUAGAUCGUGAGGGACAGUUGUCUGAGUUUGGGGACUCAACUGGAAGAGGUCGGCAGCAGCGUAACGGAGGAACAGAAACAAAAACUGAGCGCUAUGCCUAUCAGCUGCUCGAUAAAAUGCUCCCGAGAAGAACAAGAUUGAAGAUAAACAAUAAGAAGAAGAAGAGAUGGAAAGCAUCUAGAGGGAUUCUGAGAUGUGUGGAGAAACAUCUGGGGUCUAGACAGGAGAGGCGACAGUCUAUGAGUGAAAAGGCGUCUCUUGUGUCACAUAACUCAACGAGAAAAGAAGAACAUCUGUUAGAGAAAGGAAAACACAGUGUAGCUGAACUGGAUAUGAAUGCAGGCCAAAUGCUCGGUAAAAUGCAUUGGAGAGAAAAAAAAGCAAAGCUGGAGAAGAGAAAGAAGUGGGGGCAGGAUAUGCUAGGGAUGAAGUUUGAGUUAGAGUUGGCACACCUGAUAUGGGGGCCUACAACAGCUUUGAAGAAGCUGACAUAUGGGAAGAAACAUAAGUUUAGGCAGAAGAAUAACAAGCGAGGAGACAGGAUCAUGCUGAAUCUUGUCAGGAUAUUAGUGGCCAAGACGAGUAAGAAGAGACAUGCUGAAAAGAAGCUACGGUUGACAAGCGGAAAGAAGGCCAAGUUCCAAAGGAAAUACAUGAAAGGACAAAAGAAGACAAUCACGAGAAGUGGUGACGUUUUUGGUUCCUUCUUGCAAACUAAAAAUCACUGUCACUUGAGGAACAGCCUGAUUCAGAACAGAAAGAAUGAAGACACACUGGAACACAUAUCAAGGGGUACUCUUGUGGCAGAGAACUACCAUAGAAUUAGAAGGAUCCUUAUCAAAUGGGUUUAUCACAAGGUUAGAAAGAGAGUCAAGCCUCUUGGAGCAGUGGAAAUGGGUUUCAAAAUUCUCUCAGAGGCUGUGGAAGAUUCACUGGGGAUAAAGCAUACGCAGACCAAGAAAAGCACAAGGAGAAUGAGUGACAAGAGAGUACAGCAACCUGAAACCAUGGGAGCAAAACGAUCUCUGCCAGAUGAAAUCUCACGAGGUCUGGAAGAAAACAAUGGGUAUAAAGAGUUGAGUUGCUUCAAUGCUGAACGUGAUGAGGGUUGUCCAAUCUCACUAGAAGCUUAUACGAGAGUGGAACAGAUCAGAUUAUUGUCUUGGGUUGCUGUGAUUGGCUGUCCAUGGGACCCAGGGAGAUCAGUUCUGCAAGGGAUGCUAAGGGAAUUUGCUCUGGACGUAGAAGAACGGUUUGGUGUGGCUCGUGUGAUAAUGCAGGUUGCAGUGUGGCUCUGGGCACACAUUUUUGAGCUGAAAAACAGAGUGUGGGAGCCGGGAAUAGUCAAGAGUUCAGGUCCUGCAGUUAAUUCCUUUGCUCUGUCUUACUUCACCUAUGAGAUGUUCCAGCCACCAAGACAAACAGAGCUAUCAGUCAAGCUGCCCAAACAAGGUUGUGGCUGGGGUUGGAGAAACUUGAAAUGUCGCACACGUAAUGGUACAAAAGGUGGUCUCUUACAGCUUCAGUUCACUGUGCUAUUUGUGGAGAUAAGACACCAGCAGCGACACAUGUUUCAGAAAAAGAGAGAGCUGGCCCGAGGGAUCCAAUUCUGUCUGAAGCUACUUGAAGAUGGUGGUGUUAAUCUGGAAGAACGAGUUGACUACCUGCUUGGUAUUCUGAUCUGGCUGCCAUGUUAUGGCAGUUCCCAUUUCAAAUUCAUCAACUUGAGGACAGAUUUCAAAGGCUCAAGGGAUGGAAACUUGAAAGACUGCUACCAUCACUAUAUACUUGGUCCCAACCUUGAGGACAAGGUUGAUUUUAAAGCGGGCGGUAAUGAUACGAUGGGCCAAUUAGAGAUGCAAGAGGUAUUAAAGGACGUGGCUUGGGAGGGAACAAGUGGACAUGGUAUGUUGGGAUCACACAUAGAGGUGUGGGUGACGUGGAAGAUCUGCACGUGCGUAAUGGCUCACGAGUAUGUGUGAGGAAUAAGGGUUAGCUGAGAGUAUAAAUAGCUGAGAGGAUCAUAAGGAGUCUUUUAUCAAGAAAUUUAUCAAGUCAUGUCAUGGAGGAGAGUGAGAAACUCCUAAGAAAAACUCAUUGUAUUUCCCUUUUUGAUCUAUAAAAAUAUCUGGAAUUCCUUUA
Molecule: messenger RNA, 2953 nt
Organism: Brassica rapa (field mustard)
Lineage: Eukaryota; Viridiplantae; Streptophyta; Magnoliopsida; Brassicales; Brassicaceae
Source: RefSeq, a predicted model, not a curated record